Messenger RNA from Drosophila hydei, 2052 nucleotides. It is a transcript of the gene Ada3, whose product is annotated as transcriptional adapter 3-B. The coding region runs from base 110 to 1789 and encodes 559 amino acids. Lineage: Eukaryota; Metazoa; Arthropoda; Insecta; Diptera; Drosophilidae. The record is from RefSeq and is a predicted model, not a curated record. Gene Ontology annotation, molecular function: transcription coactivator activity. The transcript has a single exon. Gene Ontology annotation, biological process: regulation of transcription by RNA polymerase II. Gene Ontology annotation, cellular component: SAGA complex.
GCAAGCGACGCUCGCUCGCAAGUGCCUCAGCUUUUUUAUACGCAAAUAAAUUGCAACGAAUUUCGCAAGCACAACACACGUGAAACUGCGCAAUUUUGAGCCGCUCCAAAUGAGUGCGAACCUCAAGAACCUUAAGAUGAGCCACUUUGGUGGUGCAGGCUUUGCUAUCUCAGCUGGCAAAUUGCUUGCAAACAAUAACACCAAUGGCAAUAGCGGUACAGGCGUUGGAAUAACUGGGGGUGUAGGUGGAGGCGGAAGUGCGGGUGCUGGCAGCAGCAAAUCAGCGUCCCAUGCAUUAGCCGAUGCGGAUAUCUUUGUGACGCCGAGCGGUACAAUAAUACCGCUAAUCCGCAGCAGAGACGUGCCUAAGCAGCUUCCAACGAUAGCUGCUGCAUUGCAACGACCAGCGGACGAACAUUUGGCUGCUGAAGACUUAGAUGCUGUGCAACUGGAACUGGAGCUAAUGCUCUCGAAUGUGGCCUUGCGUACGCGCGUACUGAAAGCAGAAUACGAUAAUUUGGACAAGGACGAGAAGCGCCAGGAUCGUCGGAAACUGGAACGCGCACCGCCCGGCUCACCGCCCACAACGCCGGGCAUGCUCAAUGGCCUAUUGGGAUUGGGCAGCAACAGUGCCGGAGGCAGUAGCAGCGGCAUCGGAAGCCCAGCGGCAACAGCGGCCAACAACAACUCAAAAAGAAAACUGCGCGAUGAGCCGACGGGCGUGCGAAAAAAACAAUCAUCCAUGACGAUACUUAAACAGCAGCAACAGCAGCUGGCGGGCUCCAAACAUAUGGCCAAGAACAGUCCAUUAGCCACGCAUACGGACGACAGCAUGGACUAUAUUACGACUAUGCCCGCCAUUAACCACCAACAGCAGCAGCAACAGCAGCAAACACAACAACAAAUUUUACCAAAGGUGGCAAUGCCCAAAAACGAUAUGCCAAAUAAAUUUUGGCUAUCAGUUGAGCCUUAUUGCAUGCCACUGACUAACGAGGAUCUGCGACUGAUUGACGAUCUGCUGGAGCAAUAUCGAGGGCCGCUGGUGCCGCCGGUGCCGUCGCUGGGGCCGCAUUAUUCCACUGUUUGGGCUCAGGAAGACAUGAAGGCCUUACAACCGGGUGGUGCGCGACAAAAGUCACAGAAUGCAAACGCCAUGCUAAAGAAAGCAGAGGGCAUGCUGGAGGAGGGUAUAACGGGGCCGCUGACACAGCGACUCGUCUCUGCGCUAAUGGACGAAUCACUGCCCAGCGAGCAGGCGGCGGUGGGGGAGCACAGCAAUAGCAGCAGCAACGAGAACACCCACUCACAUUCCUCAUCCACGAGCAAUGCGGCGGCAGCGGCGGCUGCCACUGGCAAUUUUCGCUCACUGGCAAUGCUCAAGCAUGGCGUUGGCAUUGAGCAGCGGCUGAAAAAGGAGCUGGUGAACAGCGGACUAAUUGAUCCCAAUGAACUGGGCGCACACGAGGAUGUGGAUGAAGUGUUGCUUGAAAUUAAACGCGUCACAGCCGAAAUCAAUACGGUGGCUCAAUUCAAUAGCGACGAAUUGCAGCGAUUGCGCGCCGGCGCCAGCGAGGAGAUCAAACGCAUCGAACUGAAACGUAAACUGGAUAGCAUCGAUCAAGAGAUACUUGAGUGCUAUAAGCGCAUGCUGCAGUAUCGUGCCAAGCGCAAGAUUCACACAAACGAAGAGAAACAGGAGAUUCUGCGUUUGACCAGCGAACAACGCGCCCUGGCCGAGCAAUUGGAGCGCAUGCAGCUGAUGACCGGUGCCGGCGAUGGCAAAUUGUAGGACAGGAGCUUGGCCUGGAGCUGGCGUCAAUUAAUGGCGCUGCAUCGGGCGGCAAUGCUGCUGCAGCAGUGGGAGCGUCAUAGCAUUUGGAACGAUAUUAGUUUCCAAUUGCAAUGUGUAUAAAAACGGAGGAAAACAAAACAAACAUAAAUAUGGAGAGAAUCUAAUCAAAUUUCGUCGCUGCUUAACUCGCCAGUUUGUAAAUUAGCAAACCAAACACAAACACACAUCAUGUACACCACUAUACACACCCACACACACAU